AUGGCGGCGCCGCAGCCCAGCCAGGCCGCCCAAAGCCCCGCGGCGCCGCCCGAGCAGCAGGAAGGAGCCGGCGACUGUGCGGACCCGGAACCCGACUCCGGGAGCUCCCCAGCCCGGGACCUCCCCGGCGCGCCCGCAGCUUUGAACGCAGCGCCGCAGGCUGACGCCGCCCCGCGGCCCGGAGCCUCUCGGCUGGGCCCCGAGACCUUUCGCCAGCGCUUCCGGCAGUUUCGCUAUCAGGACGCAGCCGGUCCCCGGGAAGCCUUCCGGCAGCUGCGGGAGCUGUCCCGCCAGUGGCUGCGGCCCGACAUCCGCACCAAGGAGCAGAUCGUGGAGAUGCUGGUGCAGGAGCAACUGCAGGCCAUUCUACCCGAGGCGGCCCGGGCUCGGCGGCUGAGGCGCCGCGCGGACGUGCGCAUCACCGGCUGAGCGGCGGAGCCUGGGGCUCCCUGGACUAAUACCCUACCCCGAGUUAAUAAAAGUUGGAUUUUGACA
This is a messenger RNA of Apodemus sylvaticus (European woodmouse), 495 nucleotides long. It is a transcript of the gene Scand1, whose product is annotated as SCAN domain containing 1. Lineage: Eukaryota; Metazoa; Chordata; Mammalia; Rodentia; Muridae. Bases 1 to 429 code for a protein of 142 amino acids. The transcript has a single exon. The record is from RefSeq and is a predicted model, not a curated record.